AUGUACGCUCACUCAAUCGUCGCCGGGAUUCUCAGCAUUGCUGCCCUCAGCACCGCCGCUCCUCUGACUGGUCGCAGUCAGCCUGGCAGCUACACUUACAAUAAUGGCACCUCAACCACGACAGCACGUCCAAUGAGUACCGGCACCUCCAGCAACGGAUCUUCCUAUGGCUACCCCAAUGGCACUUCAUAUAGCACCCCGCCCCACCCUGCGGCCACCGGUUCUGGCUCUAGCUCACCAUACAAUGCCCCGGGCAAUGGUAACCAAGAUCAACCCAUUGCCACUAUCCUUCCCGACUUCACUUCUCAAUACACCGUUUCAACUGGUGCCGUCGCUUUCCACACCAGCCGCGGCCUGGUCUCCCGCUCCCAUGGCAAUAAUGGGAAUGACAUGACCACGCUGGUCACCUUUGAACUUGAUACGAUGUACAGCGGCAAUCAAUGUCAAUUAGUCUUCGACCUGGGCAGUGACCCAACAAGUUAUGUCACUGGAACCGGGAAAGCUCAGCUGUUCACGUCCCUCGCCCCCGCCACAGCCGAUAGCGAAAGCUGGCCCUCGGGCAACCUGCGAAACCAAGCUCUCGGCACAAUCGACGUCAAAGCCUACGGGCGUGCAUCCUGGGAAGCAGGUUCGGGACCCGGCGCUAAUGUCGACGGCAAAUUCCCUUGCUCGCUGAUUACGGGACAGAUUUACGGCGGAGAGAUUGUCCCCGUCGGGGAUGAGGAUACCAUCUCUUGGACAGCCGGACAUGGCGAUGGACCGAAGAUCCUCGUCUUCUAA
Fonsecaea nubica is the source of this 780-nucleotide messenger RNA. RefSeq lists its product as hypothetical. The coding region runs from base 1 to 780 and encodes 259 amino acids. Lineage: Eukaryota; Fungi; Ascomycota; Eurotiomycetes; Chaetothyriales; Herpotrichiellaceae. The transcript has a single exon. The record is from RefSeq and is a predicted model, not a curated record.